Messenger RNA from Ruditapes philippinarum (Manila clam), 882 nucleotides. Its product is annotated as beta-1,3-galactosyltransferase 1-like. Bases 1 to 882 code for a protein of 293 amino acids. Gene Ontology annotation, cellular component: membrane. The transcript has a single exon. Gene Ontology annotation, molecular function: hexosyltransferase activity. Lineage: Eukaryota; Metazoa; Mollusca; Bivalvia; Venerida; Veneridae. The record is from RefSeq and is a predicted model, not a curated record.
AUGGCAUUCACUCUGGAAAAUAAAGCUAUUUGCAAAACGAAUAAUUUAACUGUUGUGAUUAUGAUACUUUCUGCGCCGGAGCAUACGGAACACAGGAGAGCAAUUCGUGAAACAUGGGCAAAUUCUUCCCGAUCUUCAUCAAUGCCGGAAGUCCGGACUAUUUUUGUCAUUGGACGUUUGAAACAUUGGACAACGCAAUCGCUUAUUGAGAAGGAGUUUGCGGAUUAUGGGGAUAUUUUACAAGGCAAUUUUGAAGACAAUUACAAAAACCUUUCUUUGAAUAGUCUCUAUGGGUAUCAGUGGUUGAAUCAGAACUGCGCUAACGCCGAAUUCGUAAUAAAGUCCGACGAUGACAUUGUAAUAAAUUUUAACAAAUUGUUCCAUGCCAUUAAUAACAGACUUAUGUUUGUUAACAGGACCAGAGAGGUCGCCUGCUUUCGUGUGAGAUCUACAGUACAUAGAGAGAGACAUUCUAAAUAUUUUGUUGGCGAACAUGUUUUUAUGAAUGUAGAUUAUACUCCAGCAUAUUGCGAAGGAAAAUUUGUCUUGAUGACAAUGGACUUGAUACCUGAUUUGCUAGAAUCAGCUUUUUUAACACCAUUAUUUUGGCUAGAAGAUAUUUACUGGUACGGUUUAGUGAUGUCUAGUGUUCCAGAUAUAACAUACACUAGGAUUAUAUGGGGCGAGAAAAUUGAACCUAAAGCAGAAAAAGCAAUAGAAUGUUUGCAAAAAAGGGACAAUUGUAAGUUUUUCAUUACCUGGCCGAGAAAUGUAGCAGAAAUAAGAAAAAUAUAUACUCUUAUGGAAAAAGAUAAUUCUACAUAUACAGAGACGGACUUUAUAAAUGCUACAAUAGAGCAGGAGAUAUUUCUUGUUUCAUAA